Messenger RNA from Stegastes partitus (bicolor damselfish), 5780 nucleotides. Its product is annotated as nidogen-1-like. The record is from RefSeq and is a predicted model, not a curated record. The transcript has 19 exons. Gene Ontology annotation, biological process: canonical Wnt signaling pathway; cell-matrix adhesion. Gene Ontology annotation, molecular function: calcium ion binding; Wnt receptor activity; Wnt-protein binding. The annotation marks the transcript as partial. Gene Ontology annotation, cellular component: plasma membrane. NCBI's taxonomy places the organism in Eukaryota, Metazoa, Chordata, Actinopteri, Pomacentridae.
AACUACCCGAUCUUCCUCCUCUUGUUCCAGAUUAACACCAACGGAUUUGUUGCUUUUGCCGACCCUCCGGCUCAGCAGGAGUACUUGGGGAUGAUGCCCAGUGAUUUUAAAAUGAUCGCAGCGCUGCUGGGAGACCUGGACAACAGCGACGGACAGGGGAAAGUUUAUUACAGGCAGGACAGCAGCCCGGAUGUGCUGAGUCAGGCAGCUGAACACAUCAGACGGGCUUUUCCAAGCGACGAGGGAGUGGAACCCACCAACACCCUCAUUGUCACCUGGGAGAGCAUGGCCGCCCGAGGGACGUCUGGACGAGGGGACGGACUGGACGCUAAGAGAAACACCUUCCAGCUGGUUUUGGCCUCAAUGGAGUCGUCUUCCUACGCCAUCCUCUUGUACCCCAGAGAUGGCCUGCAGUUCCUCUCCACAUCGGUAGAGGGAGAAAGCAAGCUGCUGGAGGCCGGCUUCAGUGAAGGCACUGUGUCGGGAUGGUUCUGGAACACCAUACAGGGAACAUACUUCCGCACUACCACCGAUGACGAGACCUCCAUCAGGGAUCUUACCAAAAAGACAAACUCGGCACGGAAUGGAGUUUGGGUGUAUGAGAUUGGUGCGACACCAAUCUUCAUCAACAUCACACCAGGGAUGGCCACUCGCUCUCCUGAGGACAACGACGCUACUGAGCUUCCUGUGACCAUGUCGCCACGACAACCCGAUGAAACCACUACCUAUGAAACUCACAUGACAAGGGCCACUCCCAGUGAGUACCAACCCAGGUACCCAGAAGUUGAAAAUGUCACACCAGGACACAUCAAACCCAGUACUGCAGAACCUUACCAAGAAUACAUCGAAUCAGAGACUGUCGCACCAACAUCCACCAACACUGAACGGGUCCAACCAAGAUAUCCGGAUCAACUUGGGCCAAGAUACCCUGACCAAACCAAGACCGGAUACCCUGUCCCUGAGACUCUGCAACCAAGAUACACCAUUCCUGAGCCCAGUGAGCCUAGAUACUCCCCAGUUGUGCCGAGAUACCCUAACCCUGAUCCGGUUGAACCACGGUACACCAACCCUGAGCCGGUCCAACCAGUGCCACCACAUUCUCGUCCCCAGCACCCCCAGAUUGUUGUCGUAGAUGAAGUUGAAGAUCUGAAUGUGAACGUGUUUGCAUACAAUUUGGAGACGUGUGCUCACAACAGGCACAAAUGCUCGGCUUUCGCUGACUGCCGGGAUUACAGCGAUGGGUACUGCUGCCAUUGUAGGCCUGGCUUCUAUGGCAACGGGAGGGAUUGUGUUGCAGAAGGAAAACCCCAGAGGAUGAAUGGAAAGGUGAAUGGUCGAGUGUUUGUGGGGAGCUCUCCCACACCAGUGGAGCUUGGUAACAAUGACUUACACUCCUAUGUGGUAGCCAAUGAUGGACGAGCAUAUGUGGCUAUCAGCAACAUCAACGGUACUGUGGGCCCCUCCCUGCAGCCGCUGUCUUCGCUGGGGGGAGUCAUCGGCUGGGCCUUUGCCCUGGAGCAGCCUGGUUACCAGAAUGGCUUCAGUAUUGUUGGUGGAGUGUUUUCACGGCAGGCUGAGGUGAUCUUCCAGCCUGGUAAUGAGCGUCUCAGCAUCAAACAGCAGUUUAAAGGGAUCGAUGAACACGACCAUCUGGUGGUGAGCACCACACUGGAGGGUCGGCUGCCGGCCAUCCCACAAGGAUAUACUGUCCAGAUCAACCCGUACAAGGAGAUCUACCAGUAUGACAGAAACUUGAUCACUUCCUCCUCCAACCGCGACUACACCGUCACCUCCCCAGACGGUGAUGUCCAGACCAGAAGCUACCAGUGGCGUCAGACCAUCACCUUCCAGAGCUGCCCACACGAUGAGUCCACCAGGGCGGCGCUGCCCACCCAGCAGCUCAGCGUGGACCAGAUCUUUGUGAUGUUCGAUGCCGGCAACAAUCUGAUCCGCUACGCCAUGAGCAACAAGAUCGGUUCAGUCCACAGCGGCUUCCCGGAGCAGAAUCCAUGUUUCACUGGUCGACAUGGCUGCGACAUUAACGCUGUGUGCAGACCCGGUGAAGGCCUCCAGUUCAGCUGCGAAUGUACGACUGGUUUCGCUGGAGACGGACGCUACUGCCAAGAUAUCGACGAGUGCCGGGACACUCCUCAGGUGUGCGGACCCAACGCCGUCUGCAGCAAUCAGCCUGGAACCUUCCGCUGCGAGUGCUCCACUGGCUUCGUGUUCGCCAGCGACGGAAGGACGUGCAUCGAGGAGAACCGUCCAGUGGAUCACUGCCAGAGAGGGACUCAUGACUGCGAUGUUCCUGAGAGAGCUCUGUGCCGCUACACCGGAGGCUCAGCUUACGUCUGCUCCUGUCUGCCGGGGUUCACGGGCGACGGCCGGGUGUGUCGAGACACUGAUGAAUGUCAGCAGGAUCCGUGCCACCGUGAAGCCUCCUGCUCCAACACACAGGGCUCCUACGUCUGCCAGUGUCGUCCUGGUUUCCAGGGAGACGGCUUCCAGUGCAGCCCGUCACUCUCAGAUUGUGAGCGGCACAGAGAGACGGCCCGGACUGGUAACUCCUCUGGAUCCGGCUACUUCUUCUUCCGUCCUCGGCCGGCUGUCCGUCAGUACAUCCCCCAGUGUGAUGAGCGAGGGGCCUACUGGCCCACGCAGUGCCACGACAGCAUCGCCCAGUGCUGGUGUGUGGACGCCAGCGGCCAGGAGAUCCCCAACACCCGCACCGGACCCAGCAGCACUCCUCUGUGUAUCGACCAAACCGUGACUCCGCCGCCGACUGGUCCGACUCCACGGCCUGACGUGCCUCCCAUCGCUCCUGGAACACAUCUGCUGUUUGCUCAGAGCGGGAAGAUCGAACACGUGCCGCUGGUUGGGUACAGCAUGAAGAAGGAGGACGCCAAACCUCUGCUGCACAUCCCGGAUCGGGUGGUGAUUGGUGUAGCUUACGACUGCGUGGAGAAGAUGGUUUACUGGACGGACAUCACUGGACCGGCCAUAAGCAAGGCCCCUCUGAGUGGAGGAGACAUCAUCCCGGUCAUCACCACAGGACUGCAGAGUCCUGAAGGCAUCGCCAUCGACCAUGUGGCCCGUCUUCUCUUCUGGACCGACUCCAUGCGAGACACCGUGGAGGUCUCCAAGCUAGAUGGCAGCCAGCGCAGAGUCCUGUUUGACAGCGACCUGGUCAACCCUCGACCCAUCGUCACCAACCCAGCAUACGGGCGGCUGUACUGGGCAGACUGGGACAGAGAUGGGCCUAAAAUUGAGAUGUCCAACAUGGACGGGACCGAGCGGACAGUCCUGGUCAAAGACGACCUGGGGCUUCCCAAUGGUCUGACCUUUGAUCCCGACAACCAGCAGCUGUGCUGGGCCGAUGCAGGGACUCGGAAGGUGGAGUGCAUGGAUCCUCACCGCCGGUUAAGGAGGUCGAUUGUUGAGGGGAUCCAGUAUCCCUUCGCCUUAGUCUCCUUUGGAAGAUAUCUGUAUUACACUGACUGGAGGAGGGAGGCGGUGGUGGCUGUGGACCGUCGCUUAGAGAGAGAGGCAGAAGAGUUUCUGCCACAGAAACGCUCUCGGGUCUACGGCAUCACCACGACACCGACAAAGUGUCCUCAAGCCUAUAACUACUGCUCCAACAACGCCGGCUGCUCCCACCUGUGUCUGCCGCGGCUCGGAGGCUUCACCUGUCGCUGCCCGGACGCCGCUGAAGGCCAGUGUGUGGAGAGGAACCAGUGAGACGACGACGGCGCUGCUGCUGCUGCUGGAAGAUACCAAAUACAAAACACAUCUAACUAACUCGUUUGUGUUUUCUACUUUUCUUACUUGAACCCAACAUUUCUACAAUCAUGUUAGAGUCGAGUCUUGUGUGUUUAAACCUCACUGUACAUACGAUGUCUUGCUUGAGGUGGCAGAAGUCGCUUCCUUGCUGAUCAGGUUUUUUAUUUACUUGUAAUCCCUCUUUGUAAGUCCAAAAUGAUUUCAGAAAAAAAAGACAAAUCACACAUAUACAGACUUUUUACAGCCAGCAGAAAUAUUUGACCAAAGGUACUGAAUGAUGAACUUCAGCUUGUGUUUAUAGCUUCUUUUUUUUCUAGUCUUUUUUUUAAUCUCCUCAUUGCUUUCUUACAGAUGUGGUCUGAAAGAUUUGUGCGAGAAACAAUCACACGUGUCGCUCUAACAGUCUCUGAAAUGAAGUUUCCAAGGAUCUUGAGAAUGUUUGACACAUUUAGAAAAAUGUCUUACAAGCAACUUUUAGUUGUUUUAACUUCGCUUUACCAGUAAAGUCUGUUCAGGUUAAGAUGAAGAGUUUCAACUAGUGUUCCUGACUCGAUAAGAGCUCCACGUCGUGUCUUGUUGACAGUUUUGAGUCCUUGAAUUUCACCGAGCUGUCUGCUUCACUGACAGGUUUAACUGAUUAACUUAGUUUUAUAUGAUAUAAACUAUGAUAAACCAUUAAUAGCUGUGAUUACACAUGAAACCAUCAGAGGCCUUUUCUUCCUGUUUCAUUUGUGAUGAUGUGAAUAAUAGUUAAAAGUGAGAAAGCAGUCGAAAAACUCACUAAAUUACUCCUGUAGGUGAUCUGCUAUAAAUUAAGUCGUUCGUUGGUAAACUAACACGUCAUCAGUAUAAAUCUAUUCUGUAGCUUUAGCAUUCCUACAUGAUCAAAUUAAAUGUUUUUUUUAUAAUUACUGAUGCCUCUGAAUCUCUGAAUCGGAUCUGCCGGCAGCGUGAGGCUUCGGUUAAGACUUACAAGAUGUAUUCUAUUGUUUGUUCUAAAACUUGCAGUGUAUUUUUUAUAUAAACUUGUAAAUACUUACCUGAUAUUGUCAGAUUUUUUAAAAAUGGUGCUGAUGUUUUCCUGAGAUCUACAUGAUGAUGAUGAAUGCAGUGAAGGCGUGUGCAGGUCGUGUCCAAAGCCCGUCUUCUUCUUCUCUGGUUGCAUUUCCAUCAAAAACGAAAGCAAAGACACAAACGUUUCUAAAGCCUUAAAAAAAAGCAUGUUAGAGUUCUUUAAAUGUGGUCAGAAUAUCGACCAAGAUGUAAAAAUAAACUCCGUUCUGCCUGGUGCACAAAUUAUGUUGGAGACGCUGUUUACCGUCAGUGAUCAGCGAACAGAGACUCGAUUUCACAUCACAUCUGCAUCAAAGUCUCUGUUGGGCUCCAACGGCAACCAAAAAUAAGGAUUAAAUAUAUGGAGCCCUAAAGUAGUCCAUCAUGUCCGGUCUGCCCACUGGUUAGUGUUCUCUGUAACGCAAGAAAAAUCUUUGUUUGCUCAUUUUUAAGGUUGUUUUUUUUUAGUCUCUUAACAAUCUGAGUUGUAUUUUAGUACUUAGAGAUAACAGUAGUGAUCUCAAAAGGAAGCAAGUAAGUAACGCGUGAUAAAUGGCAGUUCAGGGACUCUACAGCUGCUUACUUGUGAAGCAGCUGGUUGUAUUUUAUAACCAGUAAAACUGACUUAAACUAAAGUUUCACAGCAGCCGAGAAAAGUCUAAGCUGGACUUUUAAUCAAAAACUACAAGUUUGCAUUGAAAAACAUCUAAUAUUGGGCAAAUGAUGAUGUCACCAUCAUCGUCCUGCAAUAUUUUUGGCAUUGUUGCAACAACAGCGCACUAAUUAGCGAGACGUUUCUGAAGUGUUGUGGCGGCGCUGCAGGCUGCUUCUAUGUGCAUCAUGUCAGGUCUGUAACAGGAGGUACUCUAUGCUUUAACUGACCAUCUGCCAAAGAGGUAACACAAGAGGUCUGUACUGCCUCAAUAAAACGUUUUUUCAAUGUGUCA